AUGCCCCGUAAGGCCCUUGGGCGACGCCGCACUGGCAAGGGCAAGGGAAGCAGGGGUGGUGGUGGGGGCGGUGGAAGCAGUGGUGGAGGAGGUGGAGGAGGUGGAGGUGGUGGUGGGGGUGGUUCCGGGAGUGGGGGCGUAGGUGGCGGCAGUGGCGGCCGUGGCGGCGGUGGUGGAGGAGGUGGCGGCGGCGGCGGCGGUGGUGGAGGUAGCGGAGGAGGUGGUGCUGGUCGCGAAUGUGCCUAUCUUUGA
Closterium sp. Naga37s-1 is the source of this 252-nucleotide messenger RNA. NCBI's taxonomy places the organism in Eukaryota, Viridiplantae, Streptophyta, Zygnematophyceae, Desmidiales, Closteriaceae. The record is from the annotation of a GenBank genome assembly.